AUGCCUCCUACACGGACUCACAAAAAGAAUAACAGUGGCUCUCCGAUUCAGCAAAAGCAACAGACAAAGUCCAAGAUAGAAAUAGACGAUCGGGAAGAAGAUGAUGAUAUAGAAUCGAGGGAACACAGUCUAGACAGUAGCCCAUCACGAGAUGAAACCCCAAUAAUACCAAGACAGGGAAAGAAAAGGACUGCUGAAGACCAAGGGGAGUUCAACAAUGAAAUGCAAAAGAUGCUGGAAUGUUUUGGAGCUGACAUCACAAAGACAUUAGUCAAUAAAAGAAAGCGUCUUGAGCAAUUUACACAAAAUUCACUGAAGGCCAGUAAUAAAAAAGUUGAAGAAAUUUGGAAAAUGCAACAACUUGAAAGAGGGAAGCUGCACACCGAGUACUGUAGACAAAUAAAUACUGUUUUCAACCAAUGGGAAGCUGAUCUUGAGAAGACAAAAGAGCAAGAGGAAAAACUUGUGGCACUUUUCAAGCAGCAACAGAAGCUUUUCCAGCAAGCUAGAGUGGUCCAAAGUCAAAGAUUGAAGACUGUCAGACAGCUCCAUGAACAGUAUACAAAGGGGAUGGAGGAUCUUGGAACAUGCCACAACUCUCAGCAAUCAACUGUUCAAUCAGAAUUGAAGAAGGAGAUGACACUUUUGCAGAAGAAAAUUCUGAUGGAUACUCAACAGCAGGAAAUGGCCAAUGUGAGGAAAUCUCUACAGACAAUGUUGUUUUAA
This is a messenger RNA of Ylistrum balloti, 726 nucleotides long. RefSeq names its product synaptonemal complex protein 3-like. Gene Ontology annotation, biological process: spermatid development; meiotic cell cycle. NCBI's taxonomy places the organism in Eukaryota, Metazoa, Mollusca, Bivalvia, Pectinida, Pectinidae. Gene Ontology annotation, cellular component: synaptonemal complex. The record is from RefSeq and is a predicted model, not a curated record. The transcript has 8 exons. The coding region runs from base 1 to 726 and encodes 241 amino acids.